CAGCUGCUGCUUAUUAUUGUAGUGGAAUAUUUUUGAUUAAAUAUCAAUCGAUACUUGAAAAAUGUUGCAACUUAGAAAGUAAGUACCACUCCACCAGCAUCAUGCUGACAUACAAAGGAAUGGACCUGCACACAGGUGAGAAGGAUCAUCUCAACGCAAACACCAUGUAGGUAAGUGGAGGCGAUCAAAAAACCGGUCCCGCCUAUCCACAUGGAAUCUCGGCUUGCGCAGGUAAACGAAGUCAGUUUUUGGAGGCUCAUCCAAGCGUUUUUGGAACGACCUCAAGGAUCGCGACGGGCGCAGCAAAGCCGUUUAGGCCGAGUCCACGGACAGAUGCGUGCGAGCCGGUCUUAAGUGGGUACUCGUCGCCCUCCACUCCCUGAGGAAGCCGGUGGUGCGGAGGUCGCAUUGAUUUUCGUUGGGUAGAGCUCCCGCACGGCGGGGACGAGUAGGCCAAAACGCCCGCAAAGAAAACAACCUUACUGGCAGCGACUCCUUCCGCCGGCCCGUACAAGUAACUGGGAUAAAUGGCGAACGGGACGUCAGUUGUCGGCGUUUCGUUUGAAAAUACGCGGAUUGUGUGAUCGCUGGAUGCGGUAGGACGCGGGUGUUUUGGGUGACCGUGUGGGCCGAAUGGCCGACCAUACUGUUAGCGCGAUGGGAAGUCCGGAUGUGCAGAAGGAUGCUUGUCGGCUGUGCGACGAGAGUGCGGACAAAAUGUUUUAUGUUUUCGACAAGAACGACGAGGGACGACAAAUUAUACACAUCAUAAAAGAGUGCUUACCCAUUAUUAUAUACAGAUCUGACCCCCUGUCAAAGAAGAUCUGUGAAAGCUGUUUGGAAAAUUUGGAGAAUCUCACCAGGUUUAAGCGGUUCGCUAAGGAGAUCGACGAAAAGCACAAGGAACGACUGAGGGCAAGCAACGAGCCCAAAAAUAAGGAUGAACUACUUUAUUUAGGCAUCGAACCUGAUGAUGUACCAAACGAAAAUGACCCAGACGAUUACGUCAUGCAGGGAAUCACCGAUGCGUGUACCUCCACAGAAGAUCUUCCCGUCCUGUGCCUCAGCUGUAAGCAGUCGGUGGUCGAUGCGAGUACCGUGAACGGCGAACUGGAACUGAGCACGGACCUUCAGAAAAUCGUCGCCGACACCCUGUGCAAACGGAAGGGCAACACAGAGACCGAGACUGACAAAGUACUGCGCAACCGCAGGAAGAAGCCGCAGCCGUUCUACCACGAGCUGGACGACUCGCUGUGCAGCAGCAUGACCGAGUUCACGCAGAACACGGAGAGCUCCCACUUCUACGACGACCGGUCGGAUGUCGAGUCGGUCGAGUCGGACCGGGACGAGAUGGGACGGCCGGCCAAGAGGCGGCGCGUCGACUACGAGGAGACCAAAAAGGAAGUGUCGGGCGGUGGCGAGCUGACCAUCAAGAUCUCCAAGCGGCAGCCCGAGCCUGUAGAGGACGACGAGCCGAUGGAAACGGAGGAGGAGAUCGAGUUCCAUGCGGAGUACGAAUACAGGUACAAUCCUUUGACGUUGAUGCAACUGGCACUCAACGUGAUCAACACCCAAAACGUGCCGGACUUCGUACCGUACGACUUCACCAAACAAAUCUACGAGCCCGAGUGCAAGUACUGCAAUCAAACCUUCCAGAACACUAAAAUACUGGCGCUCCACGAGGUGUGCCACAUGGACGUCAUAAUAGAUGAAAAGAUAGACAGUCCAGCCAUCUGGCCAGACCACAAAGAGGAUUCGCAAGUGCGUAACAAGUGGCUGGCUUACUUCGACGAGAAUGGCUACGAGGAGGACGACCUGGUGCUUGACCAAAGCCUUCUUAUACCUAUAGAAACGGCUGAAGUGAAGGAGGACGAAGACCACCACGAUGAUUUGGUGACGUUGGAUGGCACCAAACCGGUCGUUAGGGGGAUACCCUUGUCCGAGUAUUCGAAGGAGGAACGCAAGAACUUCUACCAGUCUAUUGUGGUGGGUGGGGUGAAGAAAAGGUUCUGCCAAAUAUGCAGAUACAGUUUCAAAGACAAUUGGGCGAUAGAAUCACAUUACUUUUCGUCGGCCUGCUAUUACACGUGUAAGUACUGCGGCAUGCGCUUCAACAAGCAGCGGCACCGCUUCGACGAGCACAUCCAGGAGCACGCCAGUCGUGGUGACCCUAUCGUUCUAGACAAAAUAUAUGCGCCCAGCAAAGUCAACAAUUACAUGCCCAAAGUAAUAAUGCCUGACAAAGCUAAGCGGCAAGGUUUGAUACCUAUCAGACCGCAUCCUCAGCCGGAGAGGAUGUACUCGCCGGUACCUUCGCAGCCUCCUGCGUCGGGCACCAGGUCGAUUUACGUACGUAAGUCGCUGCAGCCCAACCUCAAAGAGGAGCCAUCGUCGCCCACUGGUCAAGUGACCCCUAAAACGGAGAUUAUCACCUCGCAGUCGAAGACGGGCAACCAGGCGUAUUUCUGCAGGAAGUGCUACAAGGUGUUCUUCAAGUUAGACGAGUUUAACGCACACAGCAAGAACUGCGACUACAACCAGUUCCCCGGUUUCGUCGCCUCCAAGCCGUCGGGCCCCACGUUCAACGCCAAACCGACGCCGCCACCUCCACCCCCGCAAAAGAACGGGGACAGUGGCAACCGGUCGUCGCUGAACAACCGCCCGGUGAGGAACUGCGCCCGCGAGGCGGGCCCCUACAAGGACGAGGCCUUCAUUCCGGAGGUGGUGCUGAAGGAGCCGGCGCAGCGACACACCAACAUGGCGGGCCCGCCCUUCAUAUGCUUCAUUUGCAACACCCCGUUCCCUACAGUGUACUCGCGCAACAGCCACAUGCGCAUACACAAGGGCGAACAGUCGUCCCCAUCCACCAGCAAACCCAAGGCGUCGCACCACCAGGUCAACCACUACAUGGGCAACAACUACGAGAACCAGAACUACAACUACGACACGUACAUAAAGCAGGAGCCGCUGGAGCCCGAGGUGCAGAUACACGAGACUGAGCCGCAUCCCGCACAGAUCAACUCGAUAGGUAACGGCGCCGUGAGCAUCACGCCCAUACCCAAGAAGAACAGUAAUCAAAGGGUGACGAUCAAUCCGGACAUAUACAAGCUCGUCCAGGACAACCCGAGCAUUUCCAUUAAGCCCAAAGUGGACAACCACAGCAGGUAUCAGUCGCAGCAGCAGCAGCAGGCGGCGUCCAGCAGUCACAUGUACUCCAACAACACUGAGGACAAGUCCUACAAGUGUUCCAGCUGUUGGGAGGCGUUCGCCAACAAAUCACACUUGUACUUCCACAAGAAAAAUCAGUGUGAGGGGUCCAGGUUUCCGUGUCCGUUUUGCAAGAAGCGAUUCGGCACGGAGGCUGCCUACAGUUCACACAUAUUUUAUAGCCAUCCUGAGUAAUGGUUUUGAGUACAGAUUGUGUGAAUUGAUUUACAAAUUGAAUUUGUAGCCUGAUACCAGUUAUAAAACGUAACUAUUUUAAUUGUAUAUAGGAAAGAAGAUGAAGGUCUGAAUGAUUAGAUACUUUCAACAUCUAUAUCAGUUAAUGAGACUGUCCAUGUUGAGAAAAAUUGUUCCAUAUUAUACGGCUAUUUAAUAAGCAACGCCUCAAGUAAAUUUUCGUAUUUCUUUAUAUUUUCCUCUAAGUGUUAUUUAUUGAUUUUUGAAUAUAUGUAAUAUUUCUAUACGUAAAUUUAUUUUAUUUUUAUAGAGUUUUCAUUUACAGUAUUUUUUUGGAAAAAAAUUAUAUUGGGCAAUUUAAUUUGUUUAAAAACCAAUUGAAUUUGUGACUUCUUGGGAUACCAUAUUGUUUUAUAAUAAAACACUACAUUGUAUAAUUUUAGAGAUAUUCUGUAUUUCAAGAAUGAUCACGCCUAAUUGAAAAUGAGUGAAGCGUUUUCAGGAACCAAGCUAUUCCCCGCUAUUUAUCAUAUAUUUUAAAAUUUUGUAUAAUUAGUAUAACGUAGAUUAUCCUAUUUCAAUGUAAAUAUGUACUAGGUUUUCUGACGUGAAUAAACAAUAUAUUUAAUAGUUA
Molecule: messenger RNA, 4036 nt
Organism: Aethina tumida (small hive beetle)
Lineage: Eukaryota; Metazoa; Arthropoda; Insecta; Coleoptera; Nitidulidae
Exons: 7
Coding region: 634-3402 (922 amino acids)
Cellular component (GO): nucleus
Molecular function (GO): zinc ion binding
Source: RefSeq, a predicted model, not a curated record